Molecule: messenger RNA, 1355 nt
Organism: Siniperca chuatsi (mandarin fish)
Lineage: Eukaryota; Metazoa; Chordata; Actinopteri; Centrarchiformes; Sinipercidae
Gene: dtwd1
Product: DTW domain containing 1
Exons: 5
Coding region: 285-1199 (304 amino acids)
Biological process (GO): tRNA modification
Cellular component (GO): nucleus
Molecular function (GO): tRNA-uridine aminocarboxypropyltransferase activity
Source: RefSeq, a predicted model, not a curated record
CUACAUACCGGUAGACACGUUUUUAUCACGAUUGUGUUAUGUGACUAGCUAGUGAACAACGUAUUGCUUGCAACUCAACUACACCAACGUCUGUUUUUUCUUUGGUCUUUGCUGUUAUCUAACCUGACUAUCCACUGUGAUUUGUGUCUGCUAGUAGCCGAAGCUAUAGAUGUUUUAGCGUAUAUCAAGCUUGCUAACAGAAGCUAGCUUCACUAGCAUGAAUCAGCUAUGAAUGUGGGGCCCACAUACUCCAGCACUGGUCUAUCAACAUUUAAAGAGCAAGCAUGAGCAGCCUGGAUCAAGACCAGCGUCUCCAUCCUAGUUGCCGUGACAAAACAACAGUUUCUAGUGAUUCAUCAGACGCUCAUGAGCUUGCCAAGCAGCCUCUCCAAAGUCUAAAAUUGGCAUCACAUGCGGUGCUGGAGAAGGCGCAGCAGAGGGGCAGGUUGAAAUGCUCUAAAUGUGGAGGAUCAAGGAUGUUCUUCUGCUACACAUGCUGCUCAUUAGUGGGUGUCACCUUGCAAGAAAUCCCUUUAAUCAAGCUUCCUGUGAAGAUAGACAUCAUCAAGCAUCCCAAUGAGACAGAUGGCAAGAGCACUGCAAUCCAUGCCAAGAUCCUCGCACCCAGUGAUGUCACGAUAUACACGUACCCUUGCAUACCUGACUUUGAUAAGGACAAGGUGGUGUUGGUGUUCCCUGGUCCAGGGGCUGUCUCAGUUCAAGACAUGAUGCAGUGUUUACAUGACAGGACUGACAGCAGGUCACAUUACUCCUUUGAUGAACCCUGCAUAAAGAGGCCGAAAAGUGAGGAAGUUCAAGGCGCCACACACACUGCCCAGAACCUGGAGUCAGGGACCCCAGAUGAACCAAAGGGCUUGGAUUCAAGGGUGUACCCCCUGCAGAGGGUAGUAUUCAUUGACAGCACAUGGAACCAGACCAAUAAGAUCAGCACAGACGAGAGACUGCAAGAUUUGCUCCGGGUAGAGCUGAAGAUGAGAAAAACAUGUUUCUGGCGGCGUCAGAAGGGCAAACCAGACACCUACUUAGCUACUAUCGAGGCUAUUUAUUAUUUCCUCAAAGACUUCCACGAGCAUUGCCUUGCUCAGGAGUACAGUGGAGAAUACGAUAACCUUCUCUUCUUCUACUCCUACCUGCACUCAGUUGUCAACAAAGCUAAGACUUCUGCUGAAAAAUGCUGAGGAAAAACUGACAUCAGCUACAAGAGACUGUUGUAACUGUAAGAGUUGAUUCACAUGCAAGCCCUAAUAUGUCUGGUUUUAUUUUGUAAGGGAUACUGUGACAUCUGUUUGUAUAAGACUAUGCAAUAAAACACAAAGGGUUUACAAUUGCAAAAC